Molecule: messenger RNA, 975 nt
Organism: Aspergillus japonicus CBS 114.51
Lineage: Eukaryota; Fungi; Ascomycota; Eurotiomycetes; Eurotiales; Aspergillaceae
Product: sulfotransferase family protein
Exons: 1
Coding region: 148-927 (259 amino acids)
Source: RefSeq, a predicted model, not a curated record
AUUUAAACCAUCCCUACUAGAUCACAUAUCUCGAACAUCUCCUCCAUCCUCCCCACAUAUCCGUCUUCUUCAUACACGGCGCCGACUAACCAACAGCGUCGCAAACACUCCAACCAUCUCGCUGCCUCAUUCUCAGGCGCAAAGAAAAUGGGCCAAACACCCUCCACCCCGCAACCUGACACCACAAUCCAAGUCAUCGGCGGCGGUCUCUCCCGCACCGGGACUGCCUCGCUCAGCACUGCCCUCGCCAUCCUCCUGGAGGGCCCUGUGUACCACGGCGGCACGCAGAUCACCCUCGGCCCACCCACGGAGAUGCCGCGCUGGAACCACCUUCUUCGCACAUGGCUGCGCAGUGACGCCGACCAAACGCUGUCACUCCUCCACUCACUCACGACCGGCUACGUUGCCAUCACGGACGCGCCCGCCUCACAUCUGGUACCCGAACUGCUUACACUCUACCCGGACGCCAAAGUGGUCGUCACGGUGCGCGAUCCGCAAGCCUGGAGUCAGAGCAUAGACACGGCCACAUCUGUUGUAGCCCCGUGGUUCAUGUGGGCGGUCCUGCUGCCCCUGCCCGGGAUGCGACAUUUUAUGGCGUUCAUCUCGCUGGUGAAGGCGCAGUGGGCGCGAGUCUACGAUUGUGAGACGCAGGAUAAAGCGUGGAUCUACCAGCGCCAUCUAGAGUGGUUGAGAGAGGUGGUCCCGGUGGAUCGGUUGGUGGUGUUUGAUGUCCGGGACGGGUGGGAGCCGCUCUGUCGGGGCUUGGGGAAGGAGGUUCCCAAGGAUAUGCCCUUUCCCAAAAUCAAUGAUUCCAAGGCGAUCGAGCGGGCGGCGGCGCACUAUAUCAGGAAGGGUUUGAUGCGGUGGGCGAUGAUUCUGGGGGUGCUGGUGCUGGGGACUGCUUGGUGUUUUAGGACCAGGAUAUAGAGCUCUUUCCUCGAGUACUGGAUGCGACGUCCCUGCCUUGUCACUUUC